Hordeum vulgare subsp. vulgare (domesticated barley) is the source of this 753-nucleotide messenger RNA. Its product is annotated as guanosine deaminase-like. Lineage: Eukaryota; Viridiplantae; Streptophyta; Magnoliopsida; Poales; Poaceae. Bases 269 to 619 code for a protein of 116 amino acids. Gene Ontology annotation, molecular function: zinc ion binding; guanosine deaminase activity; tRNA-specific adenosine deaminase activity. The record is from RefSeq and is a predicted model, not a curated record. The transcript is spliced from 3 exons. Gene Ontology annotation, biological process: tRNA wobble adenosine to inosine editing; purine nucleoside catabolic process.
CCCCCUACUUAUUACCACAUUGCAAGACAUGACGUAUUUGCCCAAUGAACAUCUUUGUUAUUCUCUGCAAUUGGAGAAACACACUUUCUUAAAGAGAAAAGACUAGCUUGUGUAUGCUUUGCUUCUUUGAACAGCCGCACAAGAUAAGGAGCACAAGUUCUUAUCGAUAGCGGUGGAAGAAGCCUACCGAGCAGUCGACUGUGGCCAUGGACGCCCGUUUGGUGCAGUCGUGGUCCGCAACGACCAAGUAGUGGCCAGCUGCCAUAACAUGGUUUUGAAGAACACUGAUCCAACUGCACAUGCUGAAGUAACUGCAAUACGAGAGGCUUGCAGGAAGCUUGGGAAGAUCGACUUGUCAGAUUGCGAAAUGUAUGCAUCCUGCGAACCUUGUCCGAUGUGUUUUGGCGCUGUUCGUCUAUCCCGGAUCAAGAGGCUGGUGUACGGAGCCAAGGCAGAAGCUGCCGUUGCCAUUGGAUUUGAUGCCUUCAUUGCUGAUGCUCUCAGAGGAACUGGGCACUACCAUACGCCCAACCUGGAGAUAAAGCGAGCAGAUGGGAUUGGAGCCCUGCUUGCUGAACAGGUCUUUGAGAACACCAAGGGGAAAUUUCGAUUGAAAUGAUGUGUACAUACAGACGUGACGUGAUUUGACAUCACGGAAGCCCCUGAUGCUCAGAAAAAAUAAUGUAUUUGCCAAAACUAUGCCAUUGGUGCUGGACUACAAACUGUCAAUUUAAAUAUACCAUUUGAUUCUCA